Molecule: messenger RNA, 2125 nt
Organism: Acanthaster planci (crown-of-thorns starfish)
Lineage: Eukaryota; Metazoa; Echinodermata; Asteroidea; Valvatida; Acanthasteridae
Product: protein FAM47E-like
Biological process (GO): transcription initiation-coupled chromatin remodeling
Cellular component (GO): chromatin
Source: RefSeq, a predicted model, not a curated record
UGGCAACAGAGUCUUUUUACAUUUACAAUAUUAAUGCGCUCGAGACCUUCCCAAAAAGACAGUUAUUGAAAUACAAAGGGGUUAUUUGAUAAAAACAUUCACCUAGUUACUUAUAAGUUAAUUAAAAUUCAAUGAAGUUACAACUGUUCCCAGUUGGCAGGUAAGGGUAGGUUUACUUUCAUUAGUAGCUGCACAAUCCCUAGGCCAAAUGCGGCGGUUGUGCGGCUCAUAAACAACCAUUAUUUUGUACACAAGGUGGAUAAGUUUGUGUUGAGCCAUAGCGUAACGUCCGCCCGGAUUUAUCUCCUUUUGUAGUUCAACAGACUUAGCAGACGUUACUUCAGGAAAUAUGGCAGAAUGGAAAUACGAUCUGGCACUUGUGAAAACUUUAACUGACAAAAAAAUUCGAGAACAACCAUGGUACAAAGAAAGACUGAAGACCAGGUUCAUCAAGACCAAGAAACCUGGUGAUGCGUCCAAGACUCUGAAUGGAGGUCGGUGGCAGUUUCUUCUCCAUGGUCUGGAUGACUUCAGAGAUGGAUUGCCUCCCAAAGUGGAAGAUUCAAUCGUAGUCAAGGGCAAGAAGGAAGAGAUUGAACCCAACAUCCACGGUGAUACACAAAUGAAGUUCCCCAAGGCAGAGACAGUCAACCGACACCGAUUCACUGAGGAAGAAGUGGCCUAUCUACGCACUCUCCCCCUCCAACAACAGAGAAGAGAUCACAUUAAUGAGAUGGAGUUUGGAUUACUCCAACACCCUCUAGCUCUCUACCCACACCUGGAAGAGAGCAUGCCUCCUGACAUUUUUGAGGAUGUCGUGGAGAUUUUGGACCCAGAAAUGAACCUGGACAGCGAGGCUGGGGAUGAAAAUGAUUUUGAAGAAGGUUUCACCAACUCCUAUGGAGAGACUGAAACAUCUGAGGAUAAGCAUCGACCAGCCUCAGGCUUAUCAGAUGGGUCAUCCAAUGAAGCAAAGGUGCGCAAUCCAUACCGCUGGCUUCCCCGCAAAGAGGAACAACAGAAAGAAGAUCGGAAAGCAAACCGACGACGAAGCGACUCACCCUCUCAAGAUGAACACAUCAAGAAUGUCACCAAGGAGUUCUGUGACUGGGUGUCAGGUCUGGGCGGAGAUAGUAACAAUGUGGAGGAGUCAACCAUCCACAGUUUAUUUGCCAGUGGGUAUGAGACCAAGCCUGCCCUGUCUGUUCCAAUUCAUGUUGUCGAGCUGACAAAUGUUCCCCCAGAACUGAGAAUGUCUGCAACCGUCUCGCAAGAGGAGAUACCAACACAGACAUUGGAACAGGUGGAGAAAACUCAAAAGCAACUGUAUGGAGGUUAUCAACCCAGCUGGGUGAAAAUGAAGUAUGGUGCUUGGUACUUAGCGCCUAAGACGUGGAGUCGACGAAGAAAUGAUGAGCCUCUGGAAGACCCCAAAGCAAUGAAAGAUAAAGAGAUGUCGGAAUCCAAGAAGAAAAGUCUGGCAAUGGAUGAGCAGCUAGCUCCCCUACAUGGAUCCAAAUCAUUCAAAGAAUUUGUGGAGAAGAAGGAUACCAGGAUGCCUGAGUUUUUGGACAGAGUUGCUCAGUUCCAAGCGCAAGCAGAAGCAGAGGAAUUGGCUGCAGCAAGGUUAGAAAAAGGUCCUAGUAGUUCACGAGAGAUUGAAGCAAAGUGACAUCUCAACGAGACAUUACCUACAAGUGCAAUAGACUACAAAUGGCAAUGAUGUCAUAAGGAAUGUCAGAAGUUUAGGACAGGACUUCAUUUUAAACCUUUUUUUUAAGAAAUAAGUGUUUGAUAGAGAUCAUCUUGGGAAAAGAGUUGAUGAAUUAACUCUCCUUUAUUUUCAAUUUUGACCAUUUCAAUAGAAGUCGACUUGUCUUCCCUAGUGUCAUGAUUAAGAUAAAUAUUUUCCAAGAAAACAAAUUUGUGUUCCAGUCGAAGCAGUGGCAAAUUUGCUGUUUCUUUGGAGAGCUUGGGUCAUUUGUUGCCUCUUUAAGUCCUUUUCUACAAAGUUCAUAUUUUUUAUGAACAGAAUUUGUGAAUACAUGUACAUAGAUGUACAGUAGCUUCUUGUACAAAGGAAAACAAAAAUAAAAGGCAUUUGCUUAUAAUUUCGUAUGUUCAA